AUGGAUUCGUUGAAUUUAACAUAUACAAUUGCAUGUAAUGCAUCACCACCUGGAACAAUCUAUAUGCAUUCAGCACCACCUAUUCCACCAUCAUAUUUAAAAGCAACAGCUGUUUUUGUUUAUACUCUAUUGAGUAUUCUUACUGUUGGUGGAAAUGCACUUGUAUGUCUUAUUGUAUUUCACUUUAUGGGUGUAGUUACAGUGACAAAUUUAUUUAUUGCUAAUUUAGCUGUAACAGAUCUAUUGAUCGGUCUUUUUUGUAUUCCAAUUGUACUUAUAUCAGAUUAUCUUUUAUCAGAUUGGCCAUUUGGAACAUUUAUGUGUAAAUUUACAUCAUUUGCACAAUCUGUUUUUGUUGUAUGUACAGUUUAUACAUUAAUAGCAAUGUCAGUUGAUCGUUAUAUAGCUAUAAUACAUCCAUUAAAUCAAAAAUUAACAAGAAAACAAUGUCGAAUAUUAAUUGGUUUACUUUGGACAUUUGCAUUAGUAUUUAGUUCACCAAUAUUUAUUGAUAUGCAUAUACGUCAUACUUGUUUUCAUCGUGAUUCGAAUAAUGAAACAGAAUAUACCCAAACAUUAUGUGAAACAAUUGGUCUUCCACCAAAAUUACAAACAGCUUAUAAUGUUGCAACGAUAACUAUUAUUUAUUUAAUUCCAUUAUGUGUUUUAACAAUAAUUUAUAUACGUCUGGGAUGGCAAUUACAUCAAACACGUGCACCUGGUGAAGCACAUUCAGAACGUGAUGCUAAAAUAAAAAAAUCGAAAAAAAAAGUUAUUAAAAUGUGUUUUGUUGUUGUUAUUAUGUUUGGUGUUUGUUGGUUUCCAAUGCAAUUAUAUACAAAUAUAUUACAUUCAUAUUUGGAUGCAAUCUUUCAUCAAGAAUAUGUUCCACAUGUUUAUUUUGCUUUUCAUCUUAUGGCUAUGAGUAAUUCAUGUGUUAAUCCAGCUAUUUAUGGUGUUAUGUCUUCGAAUUUUCGCGCAGGUUAUAUACAUUAUUGGCAUUGGUUAAUAACAUGUUGUGGUUUAUCAAAUACACGUUUUGAUAUUAAACCGGAUCGAAGAGAAGAUAUUAAAAGGGAAACAACAUUCCAAAUUCAUCAUAAAUCAUAUGAAUUAACUGUAAAACCUCCUAUUGAUUUUGAUCGAUCAAGUAAUACAUCGAUACCAUGUUCACUACCAUUGAUAUCAUCUCAAAGAGUAUCAGCAAACGAGUAA
Messenger RNA from Adineta steineri, 1215 nucleotides. Lineage: Eukaryota; Metazoa; Rotifera; Eurotatoria; Adinetida; Adinetidae. The record is from the annotation of a GenBank genome assembly.